Messenger RNA from Neocloeon triangulifer, 901 nucleotides. RefSeq names its product ribose-5-phosphate isomerase (gene Rpi). Gene Ontology annotation, cellular component: intracellular membrane-bounded organelle. Lineage: Eukaryota; Metazoa; Arthropoda; Insecta; Ephemeroptera; Baetidae. The record is from RefSeq and is a predicted model, not a curated record. Bases 33 to 899 code for a protein of 288 amino acids. The transcript is spliced from 7 exons. Gene Ontology annotation, biological process: pentose-phosphate shunt, non-oxidative branch; D-ribose metabolic process. Gene Ontology annotation, molecular function: ribose-5-phosphate isomerase activity.
UUUCUUGUCAGCUGGAGUAGAGCCGCGGCUGCAUGGCGACCGGCGUCCACUCGUUCUCCGCAUUUCACCUGAGAAAUUUUCACAGAUUCCAGCACCACAUUUCCAAGAGGCCAUCAGGGAAUUUUUCCAAAGCAGUCGACUUUGGAAAUCCAAGCCGUGAACCGCAAAACAGACGUUCCUUCAGCCACAAAACCAUGUCGAAUUUGGACCAAGCCAAAACCAUCGCCGCCGAAAAGGCUGUGCACGAAUACGUCAAGGACAAAAUGUGUCUGGGCGUUGGAAGCGGGUCCACUGUUGCUCUUGCCGUUCGCGUUCUUGCCGACAAGAUUCACAAGGAAAAAUUGCACGUGAUCUGCAUUCCUACCUCUUUUCAAGCUCGCCAGUUGAUUCUGGAAAACAAUUUAAUCCUCGGUGAUCUCAACUCGCAUCCAAAAUUGGAUGUGGCCAUAGACGGUGCUGAUGAGUGUGAUGCAAACCUGACCCUGAUUAAGGGUGGAGGCGGCUGUCUUGCCCAAGAGAAGGUUGUUGCUUCCUGUGCCGAGCAAUUCAUCGUCAUUGCCGACCACACGAAGAAAAGCUCCAAGCUAGGAGAAAAGUGGUCUAAAGGUGUGCCAAUUGAGGUUCUGCCCUGCGGAUAUACUCCCGUUGCCAACAAAAUCCAGGAACUCUUCGGUGGUGUUGCCGAAUUGCGAAUGGCCAAAAUGAAGGCUGGCCCUGUUGUUACGGACAAUGGAAAUUUCAUUCUCGAUUGGAAAUUCUCGACUGACAAAAUUUUUGAUUGGGAAAAAACCAACACAGCGAUCAAAAUGAUUCCAGGCGUUGUCGAGACGGGACUCUUUGUUGGCAUGGCAAAGAAGGCUUACUUUGGAAUGGAGGACGGUUCUGUUUCCACAAUCUAAAA